AGCACAAUUAAUGUAAAUAACAACAAACGGAUACGGAAUGUGUUCAAUAAAUAUUAAUGCUUUUAAUUCGAAAAGUUCCAAGAUCACACUUGUUAUGUUAUUUUUAACAAAAUUUUAAUAUUAAGUGACGCAUUUAACUUGCUAUUUUCUUUCAGUAAUCAAACGUAAAAGUAGAGGAAAAUUAUGGCUGUGGCUUGUCACGUGAAGGCACUGCCAUCCUUUUUGUCUUGUUUCAACAAACACAACUUGGUCCUCAAUUCUGGCCUUAUACAUAAGUGCUCUAGUUUUCAUACCACUGCGUCUGCCUCAAAAGUAGAAAAUUGGACUGCUCAAAAUGAGUGGAUCUAUCCCCCGAUAAAGCCAGGAGAAGAAAGAAGACCAGCGUUUGUGAAUCAUUACAGAACAAAUAUAAAAUAUUCUCCCAAAAAAAUGUGGUAUGUUGCUUGCUUGGUGAGGGGGCUAACUGUUGAUGAAGCCAUUAAGCAACUCUCUUUUGUGCCCAAAAAAGGUGCAGUUAUCGCCAAAGAGGUUAUUGAGGAGGCACAAGAAUUGGCAGUUAAAGAGCAUAAUGUUGAGUUCAAAAGUAAUCUUUGGGUUGCACAAUCAUUUGUAGGGAAAGGACUAGUUGUGAAAGGCUUGCGGAGGCAUGCUAAAAUGAAGAUUGGCGUUAUUCAUUAUCGCUACUGUCACUAUUUUGUCCGUUUGGUUGAAGGCUCUCCGCCCGAGCAUUACUAUGAACACCGGCGGGAACUCACUGGUGAUGAGAAAUUAGAAGAAUACUUUAACGAGCUUCGAGCCAGAAGAAUUCACAGAACAUUGUAAUUUCUGCAUAUGCUUACUCUAGUGAUAUUAUUUAAUAAAAGUACUUUAUAUCAUUUUUGUGAAUUGUGUUAAUUCCAUAGCAGCCAUGUUUUCCUUGUGAUGCUUCGUUCGAUUCGAUUCCGAGUCACAACAACUGUA
Molecule: messenger RNA, 960 nt
Organism: Uloborus diversus
Lineage: Eukaryota; Metazoa; Arthropoda; Arachnida; Araneae; Uloboridae
Gene: mRpL22
Product: 39S ribosomal protein L22, mitochondrial-like
Exons: 6
Coding region: 184-822 (212 amino acids)
Biological process (GO): translation; ribosome assembly
Cellular component (GO): mitochondrial large ribosomal subunit; ribosome
Molecular function (GO): structural constituent of ribosome
Source: RefSeq, a predicted model, not a curated record